UGAAUAUGUGGACUUUUUAGUUAUUAUUUUUAUAUCUUAUAUUAUAAAAUUAAUUAGGUACUAAAGUUUUUAAAUCUUAAGAUUACAAUUAAAAUGACAUCGAUCACCACCAAUAGAUUAUUAAGCGGAAUGAUCAAACUGGAUUGCGUGUAACGUGUGUGUGGUGAAAAGCGAUUACCUAGUAAUAAAGUUUUUGUAUAUCUAACGAUGAGUAGAAGUACGAUUUGUCUGUUCGAUGUUGAUGGAACUGUUACAGAUCCUAGACAGCCAAUCGACCCGUCUGUGAGGUUGUACAUGGUUGAUAAGCUGAAGAAAAAAACACUCAUAGGGUUGGUGAGUGGUUCAGAUGUAUCAAAGAUAGAUGAACAGCUUGGAGGCCCAGAAUACACAGCCCAAUUUGACUAUGUAUUUGCAGAAAACGGUCUGGUUGCAUUCAAGAAUGGUAAAGAAUUAAAAAAACAAACGAUUGUUGAUUAUUUGGGCGAAGAAAAACUGCAAACAUUCAUUAACUUUGCAUUAAAUUACAUGUCAAAAAUACAAUUGCCAGUGAAACGUGGUAAUUUUAUAGAAUUUCGAACUGGCAUGAUCAAUAUUAGUCCUGUUGGUCGGUCUUGCUCAAAAAUUGAACGUGACAAUUUUGAAGAAUAUGAUAAAAUUCAUAACAUCAGAAAGAAAUUCAUUGAAAACAUUAAAGAAAACUUACCAGAUAUUGGUUUGACUUAUAGUAUUGGUGGUCAAAUAAGUUUUGACUGUUUUCCUAUAGGAUGGGAUAAACGAUAUUGUCUACGCUAUAUUGAGGAUGAGUUUAAAGGGAAUAUACAUUUUUUUGGAGAUAAAACAUUUGUAGGAGGAAAUGAUCAUGAAAUUUUCAAUGACCCGAGGGUGAUUGGACAUGCAGUUAUUAAUCCAAGAGACACUAUUUUGCAAUUAAACAAUCUGUUUAAUAAAUAAUAAUAGAAUUUAAAGCAUUAGAAAUAAAUUAUAUGUACAAUUUAGCUCUUAUGUGAGAGUAAAUAAAAAUAAAUAAAUAAAACAAAGAA
This is a messenger RNA of Rhopalosiphum padi (bird cherry-oat aphid), 1040 nucleotides long. RefSeq lists its product as uncharacterized. Gene Ontology annotation, biological process: mannose metabolic process; GDP-mannose biosynthetic process; protein N-linked glycosylation. Gene Ontology annotation, cellular component: cytosol. Gene Ontology annotation, molecular function: phosphomannomutase activity. The record is from RefSeq and is a predicted model, not a curated record. Bases 208 to 951 code for a protein of 247 amino acids. Lineage: Eukaryota; Metazoa; Arthropoda; Insecta; Hemiptera; Aphididae. The transcript has 6 exons.